AUGCAGUCUUCCUACCCCGCCUGGUACAAGCCUGUAUGUAUCCAGGGAGCCCGACUCUGCAACGCGGCCCCGGGGAUGCGGGACGAAGCGGGGGGAGGGGAGAGGUGCGGGAAAAGGGGUGGAGCCGGAGCGGGGGCCACCCCGCGAGCUGCCGCUCGGACCGCGUCCCCUUUAAGGCCAGCCGGCCGGACACCGGCGAGGACGGGGCGGGACGCCAAGCGACUCGCCGCAAUGCCUCCUGGGAGAUGGAGUUCGCUCUCAGCGCACCGAGCCGCGAGGAGCCCAGAGAGAACUACCAGUCCCGGAGGGCAGCGCGCGGACCCCGGACCGCCACGCCCCUGGGCUGGGCUCCGACCCUCCGCCCCUCUCGCAAAGCUGCGCUGGCCGCCCGAGGAGGGGAGGCUGCAGAGCGAGGGCAGGAGGACUAUUCCAGCACCCCAGUCUCCUGCCAUGUCUGACCCCAUCACGCUAAACGUCGGAGGGAAGCUCUAUACAACCUCAUUGGCUACCCUAACCAGCUUCCCCGACUCCAUGCUAGGCGCCAUGUUCAGCGGGAAGAUGCCCACCAAGAGGGACAGCCAGGGCAAUUGCUUCAUUGACCGUGAUGGUAAAGUGUUCCGCUAUAUCCUCAACUUCCUGCGGACCUCCCACCUUGACCUGCCUGAGGACUUCCAAGAGAUGGGCCUGCUCCGCAGGGAGGCCGACUUCUACCAGGUGCAGCCCCUGAUUGAGGCCCUGCAGGAGAAGGAGGUGGAGCUCUCCAAGGCCGAGAAGAAUGCCAUGCUCAACAUCACGCUGAACCAGCGUGUGCAGACGGUCCACUUCACUGUGCGGGAGGCACCCCAGAUCUACAGCCUCUCCUCCUCCAGCAUGGAGGUCUUCAACGCCAACAUCUUCAGCACCUCCUGCCUCUUCCUCAAGCUCCUUGGCUCUAAGCUCUUCUACUGUUCCAAUGGCAAUCUCUCCUCCAUCACCAGCCACUUGCAGGACCCCAACCACCUGACUCUGGACUGGGUGGCCAAUGUGGAGGGCCUGCCGGAGGAGGAGUACACCAAGCAGAACCUCAAGAGGCUCUGGGUGGUACCCGCCAAUAAGCAGAUCAACAGCUUCCAGGUCUUCGUGGAGGAAGUACUGAAAAUCGCUCUGAGCGAUGGCUUUUGCAUCGAUUCUUCUCACCCACAUGCUCUGGAUUUUAUGAACAAUAAGAUUAUUCGAUUAAUACGGUACAGGUAAAAGGACCCCAGCAACAUUGGAGACGGGGAGUCCCAAGAAGUUCAUGUCAGCCAAGGUCUUAGAGGGCAUCUUGCCAGUGGUGCGAGGCAGGGGACUUACUAAUCUGUAUUAAUUAUGUAGCAGGACUUGAUGCCCCCCAUGGUGAAGUCCACCUUUUGGAAUCCAGUGUCCUCUGAACAGAACCAACUUUUUUCUUGCCAUUUUCAGCUGGAGAUGGGCGGUUUAUUAUGAUAAGUGAAGAAUCGGCUGAUGUGUAUUAAAGGAGGCCAUAGGAGGACUUUCUAGCUGGGACAAAGGAGCAGCAGUUUUCUCCUGGGCUCCAUAUCUCUGUACCACUAUCCAGUGCCGCAUUUAUCCAUCUGUAAAAAGGCUCUGGUGGAGAGGAUGGGAUGAGAACAAGAGGCUGCCUCCAAUUAACCAGGAAUAAAGUCCCCAGCAGUUCCUGUCACACCUGCUUCUCACUUCCCAGGGUGCAUCCAUAAUAGUGGAUGUUUGCCCAGGGGUGACUGUGUUUGGCUGGCUUGGAAUGCUGUGCAUUCUCUGAGCCCUGUUAGUGUCCCCUCCGGGGGGGGACAGAGAUGAGCUGUGGCAGGGUCUAGAAGAGUGAGUGUCCAGGCAGGGUUCAGAAGGUAAGAAUGUCCCUCUUGAUGGGGCCUAGUCAAGGAAUUCCUGACUUGAGAAAAGGUCUGCUGUCUCUGCAAAGAUGUGCAAGUAUCUGGAGCCAGGGUAAUGAAAGGUGCUUCCAAAUCCAGCGUGUUGUCUCACUUUCGCCAUUGUUUUCCCAAAAAGUUGAGGUACCAUUAAAACAGAUCGUUUUAAACAAAUAUAUUAUGGAUUCUCAGGGUUGGAAAAUAAUUCACUGAUUGCUUAGUCCUCCCCCACCCCCAGAACACCCCAGCACAUCUGAGGAUGAGCGCCUCUCCCUGGGUACCUGCAAAUGAUCACCUUGGCCUGCUUGCACACCUCUGCUGAUAGGAAACCGCUGCUCCCAAGGCAUCUUCUGCCAUGGUUGGCUGGUGCUGGCUGUUAGAAAGUUCUUCCUUAUAUUGAGCCAAAAUUUGUCCUGCCACCUGCUGGAUUUUGGGUACAUACCUUCCCUCUCACCCAGUUAUAUACCUUUGCUUUCAAAAUAGUCACCUUGAGAGGUCAUAUAUUUUUCUGAAAACAUUUAUUCUUCAGAAUUCAGAUUCCCCUCUGGGAUCUGUCUUCAGAAUCAAAGCUCUUUUCUGUCCCUGUCAGUCCCCUUUUGUUAUAGUGUCAACUCGUUUGUGACUCACUUGACCCACCUACCCUACCAGCUAUGGCUCCACAUGCCUUUUGACCAUUUUCUGUUGGAAGAGAAAGAUUCACGGCCCCCAAAGAGAUCCAGAGGAAAGAGACAGGGUCUCUGAGGACGCUGUGCAUCAGGGAGCCCAGGAGUGGUAUGAACCAUAACAGGACCCUUAGGGUAAAUCUACAACCCCUGAGACCCUUCCCUCAGGAAAGCGGCCUUCCCCUGUAGCCCUGUGUCCUACCCCUGGGUCUCCAUGGGAUGCCAUCCAGGGCAAGCAAGCCAAGCACUAUUUCCAGGUGAUGAGCCAUGCAGGCCUCCAAACUGCACGUCAUGAUUCAUCCCUAAAGUGAAUUUGGCCUUGAGAGUCCAGGGUCCUCCCCCACUGGGCAGGGGUCCUCAGACAAAGCCAAGGAAGCCUGGUGACACAGGCACCUAUGGGAGGUGGGCCCAGAAGGGGGCUUCCCAUAGGCAGGCCCUGUGAGUAGGGAGCUUGUACAUGGGGCUGUGGUCAGAGCCAACUCCCUAAAGGCCCUUUUCCCCCUACAGUGGGACACAGGAGUCUGACAGCUUUCCUUCCGGGUACAGUGGCUCAUGCCUGUAAUCCCAACACUCUGGGAGGCUGAGGCAGGAAGAUCGCCUGAGGUCAGGAGUUCGAGACCAGCCUGGGCAACAUGGUAAAAACCCCAUCUCUGCUAAAAAUAUAAAAAUUAGCUGGGCAUGGUGGCAGGCACCUAUAACCCCAGCUAUUUGGGAGGCAGGCAGGAGAAUCUCUUGAACCCAGAUAGUAGAGGUUGUGGUGAGCUGAGAUUGUGCCAUUGUACUCCAUCCUGCGCGACAGAGCAAGACUCCAUCUCAAAAAAAAAGAUGUCCCAGAUCAAGAAUACUUGGGAAAGACCCUCAUGGAGAACCCAGUUUAGAUCAAGUAGCAGAAGCUGUUGUCACAAGACAAUUUGAGGAAGAAGUCUUACAGAUAACCACUGCCCUUUUUCCUUUUCCAUAAAACUCUCCAUCUUUUUGGUGCUCCCUAAUCCAAGCAGCUUGACUUUAGAGAAGUUGCAGAAGCAGUGAAGCCACUAACAUGCUGUGACUUUGUGCAAGUCACUCACCUCACUGAGCCACCUCCAUUUCUUCAUCUGCGAAAUGGACAUAACAGUAAUACAUAACCCUACCUACCUCACAGGGCUGUUGUGAGGAUCAACUGAAAUAAUGUACUUGAGAAUACAGUAUAAAUGAUCAAGGA
Molecule: messenger RNA, 3746 nt
Organism: Sapajus apella (tufted capuchin)
Lineage: Eukaryota; Metazoa; Chordata; Mammalia; Primates; Cebidae
Gene: KCTD21
Product: potassium channel tetramerization domain containing 21
Exons: 2
Coding region: 1-1233 (410 amino acids)
Biological process (GO): protein homooligomerization; ubiquitin-dependent protein catabolic process
Molecular function (GO): histone deacetylase binding; cullin family protein binding
Source: RefSeq, a predicted model, not a curated record